Messenger RNA from Lampris incognitus (smalleye Pacific opah), 1787 nucleotides. RefSeq names its product tRNA methyltransferase 10C, mitochondrial RNase P subunit (gene trmt10c). Bases 140 to 1759 code for a protein of 539 amino acids. Gene Ontology annotation, molecular function: tRNA binding. The record is from RefSeq and is a predicted model, not a curated record. Lineage: Eukaryota; Metazoa; Chordata; Actinopteri; Lampriformes; Lampridae. Gene Ontology annotation, cellular component: nucleoplasm; mitochondrion; nucleus. The transcript has a single exon. Gene Ontology annotation, biological process: positive regulation of mitochondrial translation; mitochondrial tRNA 5'-end processing.
AUGUGAGGGUCUAACUAUUAUGAAUAGCUAUGAUAGCGUUUUACGACAACGAAAAAGUGAAAUGACCAACGUUGUUCAACCAUUUUGGAUCGUUUAAAUCCCGCGGGCCAAACAUUGACAGUCCUGCACUUGUUCUCACAUGGUAAUAUUCCAUCCAUUUUCCUUACUUUUCGUAUUUUUUGCAAUGUAUCGUUUUUUUGCCACAGCGUUUUUCCGUGAAAUAUGGAAUCGUCCGCUGACAUCUCCUGUUGUCAAAAGGCACGUGUUACGACUGCUCCCUUUCAGCGAUUCCUGCACCUCGUCUAAUUACCGAGUUGCCUCUGCUCGACACCUUACAUCCGGGGGUUCACUAAGAAAAGAUACCACCCAGCCAAAGACGGAACCCUCCGAGGAAAAGAAAAAAAUAGAUUUGGAUGUAUGGAAAUCUAUGAUGAGGUCCCAAGGCACAGAUGGAAAUCAAGGGCAUAAUGGAGAGGAGCCAGGAGGAGAGGACGCCACUCCAGAAGGCCCAGUAACUGAUAAGGACAUACUGGAGGCAACUCGAGAACUGGUCAUGAUGUGGCGACAUGCGGGGAGGACAGUCCCAGAGCAAAUCAGUGAUGAUGAUGCUAUGACACUGGCACAGCUCCCCACCAAGUCCUCAAAGAAAAAGUACCUGAAAUACCUCGCCAUCAAGGAGCGCUACAAGAAGGCCCAUCAGGAAAAGCAGUUGAAGAGGAGAGUUGAGAAGGAGGCAUUGUUGGAGAAGAAAAGAGAAAACAUGAAUGAUGGUGAAACUGGACAGGGACUCAGUAACUCUUUGUUCCUUCAGUUCUGGGACAGCUCCCUGGACAAGCUGGUUGCCUGGAGAAGUGCACAGGCCAUGAUAUUUGGCCAGCCAUUAGUCUUUGACAUGAAUUAUGAGAAAAACAUGAGCCGGCGUGAGCUACAGAAUGCAGUCAACCAGUUUCUGGAGGUGGAAGGUGUGAACCGCCGUUCCUCUGACCCUUUCCACCUUCACCUCUGCAACCUCCAACCUGAUGGGGCUUAUAAGCAUGAGUUGGUCAAACGCUACAGUGCAGAGACCUGGGACCGCUUGAUGAUCACAGCCACGGACCGCCAGCAUGUUGAUGUCUUCCCCCAUGAACGUCUUGUCUACCUUACCGCAGACUCCCCUAACGUUCUCCGCACCUUUGACCACUCCAAGAUUUACAUAAUUGGAGCCCUUGUGGACCGCUCAAUUCAGUCUGGCUUGUCUUUGGCCAAUGCCAAGCGUCUGAAACUAGCCACAGCCCGUCUACCACUAGAUAAUUUCCUUCACUGGGGAUGUGGGGCAAAAAACCUAACUCUUGACCAGAUGAUCCGUAUCCUGCUGACUGUCAAGGACACGGGCAAUUGGGAAAAAGCACUGCAGUUUGUGCCCAAGAGAAAGCACGGUGGUCUCUGUCAACAGCAGUCGGGCGGAAAGAUUUCCAACUACAGAGCUAGAGAAGAUAGAGCCAUACAUCAGUGGAAGGACAAAGAUGGUGAAAGGACAUUAACUGGGUACAAAACUGGUAAUGGAACAUUCAGAAGUGGCGUUAAUAGCUUUUCCAAUUCUUUUAAAGACCAUAAGUUCAUAAAUGUUGACAAAAAGGGGAAAAGAGACAGAACAGCAGUAAGCAAGAUGGCAGGGCAGACUUGUGACAGAGAAAACAAACUGUAUGUCACCAGACUACGGACAUCAUUUAAAAGCAAGAUGGAGAACAUGAAAAUUACAGGCAAGAACAACAAAACUUGAUGGAUGGAAGAAUGACAUCAACCAAAAC